AUGGCUGACGCCCCCGUUACCCUGCGGACUCGCAAGUUCAUCCGCAACCCACUGUUGGGCAGAAAGCAGAUGGUUGUUGACAUUCUUCAUCCUAACCGCGCAAACAUCUCCAAGGAUGACCUGAGGACGAAACUCGGAGAACUCUACAAGGCCAACAAGGACCAAAUAUCAGUAUUCGGCCUCCGCACCCACUAUGGUGGUGGAAAGACCACCGGCUUCGCUCUCGUUUAUGACUCCGCCGAGGCCUUGAAGAAGUUCGAGCCCCGUUACAGACUCGUUCGUUAUGGCACUGUCGACAAGAUCGAGAAACCAAGCAGAAAACAACGCAAGAGCAGCAAGAUCAGAGCCAAGAAGCUCAGAGGAACAGCCAAGGUCAAGGGUGUCAAGAAGGCCAAGAAAUAA
Messenger RNA from Nannizzia gypsea CBS 118893, 402 nucleotides. RefSeq names its product 40S ribosomal protein S24. Bases 1 to 402 code for a protein of 133 amino acids. Gene Ontology annotation, biological process: translation. The record is from RefSeq and is a predicted model, not a curated record. Gene Ontology annotation, molecular function: structural constituent of ribosome. The transcript has 3 exons. Gene Ontology annotation, cellular component: ribosome. NCBI's taxonomy places the organism in Eukaryota, Fungi, Ascomycota, Eurotiomycetes, Onygenales, Arthrodermataceae.